AUGAUACAAUACAUAUAUUUUCAAGGAAAACAAAAAGGCCCAUCAGCAGAAACUAAAGGAGGGCAAUCACCCAUAGGACAACAACCUCUGGUCCAAAAAUUUCUUUUAUCACAGCAGAUACCUCCACAACAUGAGUCCUCUGGACAAGGAACACAACACCCGUUAAGACAACAUUCACCCACGUUUUGA
This is a messenger RNA of Funneliformis mosseae, 189 nucleotides long. Lineage: Eukaryota; Fungi; Glomeromycota; Glomeromycetes; Glomerales; Glomeraceae. The record is from the annotation of a GenBank genome assembly.